GCGUCCGCUGUCCAGACCUUUACAAGCACAUUUGGGAGACACCUACACACGUACAAACGAAGCACAAUGAAAGAACAUAAUUGUGAGGUCAAUUCAGAAUCAGCCAAAGAGACUGACGUCCAUCAGCAAGUGAACACGGUUCAAGUCGAUUCUCCGCAACGGCGACAACAACACCAGCAAGGGCGACCGUGUAGUGGGCCAUAUAUCAGAAGUGAUCCUCGAUCGUCAGCGUUCCCGUCUUCGUGAUCAUGAACUCGUUGACGGCGACGUCCUUCCCGCUCUCCUUGCCGUGUCCGCUUUCUUUGAUUCCGCCAAAAGGAGCCUCCGCCGCGGAGCUGUUUCCCGUAUUCUGAGAAUUAGGUCAGCCAAGAUUGAGCAAAGCCUGCAAAAGAGAGUGUGUGGAACUCACCAAACCGAUCAUGCCUGCUUUCAGGUUUUCAAACAUCCUCCACAAACGAUUGACGUUUGUGCUGAAUACAUAGCUGGCAAGACCCAGAGGCGUGUCAUUGGCCCGCUUUACCACCUCUUGCUCCGUGUCGAAGGUGUACACGCCCAGGAUUGGCGCAAAGAUUUCUUCCUGGCUCAUCUGCAUGUCGUCGUUCAUCUGCGACAAGAUUGUGGGCUCCAUGAAAUACCCGCCGCCGAGCCCCUCCGCUCUCCUUCCGCUACCUAGGACGAUAUGGGCGCCCUUGUCUAUAGCGUCCUUGAACAAAGCUUCCGCCUUGUCUAGACUUCGAGGCGUGGUGAGCGCGCCCAUUGUGACGCCCUCCUGCAUGCCAUGGCCGACCUUCAGCUUCUUUGUCUCUUCGACCAGCCUCGCAACGAAAGCAUCAUGUACAUUGCGCUGCACGUACACCCUGUUUGCCGUGACGCACGCCUGGCCUGCGUGCCGCCACUUCAGCGCCAUCAGCUGCGUGAUGGCCAGGUCCAAGUUGGCGUCCUCGAACACGAUGAACGGGCAGUUGCCUCCGAGCUCGAGGGUAUGCUUCGUCAGCGUCUUUGCGCAGUAGCUGGCAAUGAUCUUACCCACCCGGGUGCUGCCAGUGAACGUUACCUUCUGUACCAGCGGAUGCAGGCAUAGCGCUUCGGCCACGGCUGGCGUAUUCGCGAGGCUGGUCGUCAGCACAUUGAGCGCCCCUGGCGGGAACCCAGCUCGCGUUGCCAGAUUUGCGAGACACAACGCGCUCAGCGGUGUCUCGGGUGACGUCUUAACCACAAUGGUACACCCUGCAGCCAAUGCAGCGCUCGCCUUGCGUAGGACCAGAGCAAUGGGGAAGUUCCAGGGAACAAGAGCGGUCGCCACGCCCAGCGGCUGUUUCGUCACUACCGAACGUCGCCCCGGUAGCGCAGAGUGAAAGGCAGAUCCGUGAAUUCGUUCAGCCUCGCCAAUAAACCACCAUGUGAAUGUCGUCGCGUAGUCCAGCUCCCCAUACGCCUCAGCAAGCGGCUUUCCGGUCUCGUGAACAAGGAUUCUAGCGAGGUCCUCUCGUGCAGAAACGAUGAGCUGAUGCCAGGCUGAGAUCAACUGCGCACGCUUUCUCGGCGUGAAUUUGGAGUAUAUCUCGAAUGCCGCUUGAGCCGACUGCACGGCAGGCUCGACAUCAUCCACGGUACAGUCUGGACACGAGGCCCAUACCUUUCCAGACCCUGGAUCAAUUACUUCGAACUUCUUGUUGCUAUCGGCUUGCACCCAUUUGCCAUUUACGUAGCAAGCGCCUCUGAGAAGGUCAUUGUCAGAAAGUUCGAAUGGCAGCUGCAAUUGGCUGUCUACGUCCAUGCCUCCUGUACAACUUGAUGAAUUGGAACCCACAAGACUAAACCAAAAACCGAUUGUUAUCAAAAUUUAACUGAGGGUCAGAAAGAAUAAGAUUUUCAGUGAAACACUGAAUACCUCACUCAGAAAUGAAAUGUUAUGGUGUUAAUGGAUUGCUCGCAAUCCAUAAUGAGUCCGACCAUACGAGUAGCUCUCCCCUCCUUAGCAACUCCCAAACUCGAUAGUCACCCUAAUUCAUGCUGAUUCAACACUCAUAGGCAUCACGUUCUUGUUGGUCUCGUGCGGGACCGCGUGGAGAAUAGCUUUGACGUAAGCAAGUGGCACGCUCCGGAGCCACAAACCGGGGUGAACUUUGGGGACGCCAAACAUCAGGACACAGUCUCGGAGCUUUCAGCGGGGACUGAACGUCGAACACACCAAUCCCGAUCGACAUCACCAUUUCUGAGCUAUUCCAAUCCUCAUAGGAGACGUUAAUUUCGACUAGAGUCAUGCAGAGGUGCAAAAAGGCAAAAAAAAAAUUCGAUUGCGGGGCCCCGCAAGUCCAGUUCGGUUAAGGGGGCACGUAAAUAAUCGCAAUGUAUACCGUCUUUCGCCUGGAACAGCUAAAGGAUUGUCCCCUUUUGCCCUUGGUAAAGAUUCUGACUAGAGAUUGCAACUGCUACUCGGGAACUCACUCGACGUGAAGGCCUGUUUGAAGCCUACGAUGUCACCCACAGAUCAUUCUACCCGGUCCAAGAGAACAAAUCCGUACAAUAGGCUGGUCACUGUCGCUGUCGCCUUCGGAUCUCUGACGUAUGGAUACUGUUCCUCCAUCAUAGGGAGCACAAUCGGCCAGCCUGGAUGGUAUAAAUUCUUCCACCUGCCAAUGGCUGGCGAGCCUGGCUACGCGACCACCACGACGAAUGCAAUAUCUACUGCCAAUGGGCUCUACAGCGCUGGAGGCGCUGUCGGUAGCCUUUUCAUCAUGUGGGCAGCCACUGCUCUUGGACGCAAGAUAAGUAUUCAGAUCGGUGCCGCUCUUGCCCUUCUCGGCGGUGCACUGCAAGGCGGAGCUGCAAAUCUAGGAAUGUUCCAGGCCGGUCGUGUCAUAUCUGGACUUGGAAUCGGCAUCCUCGUCACCGUUUGUCCAAUGUACCUUUCCGAGCUCUCUCCCCCUGACAAGCGUGGCUGGCUGGUCGGACACCAUGCCAUAUUCCUAGUCUUUGGUUACAUGCUGUCCAGCUGGCUUGGGUACGCGUGCUACUUCGCGACGAAUGUCAAUUCAUCGUUCGCAUGGAGGUUCCCGCUGUGCGUGCAAUGCUUCGCUCCUCUCGUCCUUCUCGUCACGUCGAUUUGGAUCCCCAGAUCCCCGCGCUGGCUGCUGCAGAAAAACAAGGUGGAAGAAGCUUGGAACGUGCUCAAGCAGCUCCGAAGCUCUUCUGACGACCCGGAUUACUUGGUCGCCAAGGAGGAGCUGUAUCAGGUAAAGAUGCAGAUUGCUUUGGAUGCGGCGAAGCUCAAGGCUCUCGGCUGCGGCCCUUGGACUGCAGUCAUUAAGAAGAAGAGCUACAGGAAGCGGAUGAUCAUUGGAUUUCUCACGCAGUGGGGGGCUGAGUUCGCUGGACCGCUUGUCAUUAACAACUACUCCGUCAUUCUCUACACGAAUUUGGGUCAAACCGGGUCCAUGCCCCUGCUUCUUUCAGCGUUGUGGCUGACAACCGCAGGUGUGAUCUACAAUCCUCUCGGCGCUUGGCUUCACGACAAGGUCAACUCUCGGCGGUGGAUGUUCAUGGUGGGCCUGAUGGGCUGUCUUGUCACCACCAGCGGCUUCGCCGGCUGUAUUGCGCGGUACGCUGGCACCGACAACAAGGCCGGCAACGCGGCCGGAGUCUUCUUCGUCUUUCUAUACCUCACUUUUCAAGGAACAUGUUGUGACACGACUAUGUAUCUCUAUGUGUCCGAAAUCUUCCCCACAGAGAUUCGCCCCAUUGGAAUGGGCUUCUCUCUUUUCGGUCAGUUCGCAAGCACCAUCAUCUUACUGCAAACGGCACCCAUCGGCAUCGUACACGUUGGGUGGAAGUAUUACCUCGUCAUCAUCGUUUGGUGCAUCUUCUUCAUUCCCAUCGUCUACCUGUUCUUCCCGGAAACGGCAAGAUUGUCUCUGGAGGAAAUUUCGGCCAAAUUUGGAGACGACGUCGCCGUGCACGUCAAUGACGUCUCCGCGGACCAGCGACGGGAACUUGACGAAUUUUUGAAGGCGACGGACGUAGUGCACAUGGAGAAAUCGGGUGAGAAGGGCGAGCAAGUGGUGACAACAGCACCAGCUUGAGGAAGUUUUCCAGUGAUCAGAAGUGGUGUAUCUGUUCUUCUUCUCGCAGAGACUGUUUCGCGGUGGAACAAAGGCGUUUCCCGUUCACUUUCCCGCACAUGUACAGCUUAAAACUAUCGAAACUCGUCUUGUUUAAUGCUUAUAUAUCGAGAAAGGACGUUUCUCUCAGAUAGUCUCAUCUUUGAAACACGGCCAGUCGUUCGACAAACAGCGAAUACAAGCAACAUAAGGACUACUACUUUAACUAUUGAUUUUUCU
Molecule: messenger RNA, 4340 nt
Organism: Verruconis gallopava
Lineage: Eukaryota; Fungi; Ascomycota; Dothideomycetes; Venturiales; Sympoventuriaceae
Exons: 6
Coding region: 2478-4082 (534 amino acids)
Biological process (GO): carbohydrate transport; transmembrane transport
Cellular component (GO): membrane
Molecular function (GO): carbohydrate:proton symporter activity
Source: RefSeq, a predicted model, not a curated record